Messenger RNA from Blumeria graminis f. sp. triticale, 2673 nucleotides. The record is from the annotation of a GenBank genome assembly. NCBI's taxonomy places the organism in Eukaryota, Fungi, Ascomycota, Leotiomycetes, Helotiales, Erysiphaceae.
AUGGACGGUUUGCAGCUUCGUGAUGAGGCUGUACGCGAUCGUGUCCGGGCAGCACAGGAGUUUCUAGAUCCAAGUGAUCAAGUUUUGCGAAACUAUAGAUCAGACAUCAUCUUGAUGCUACAGAAACUUCAAAGAAGACUUGUAGUCAGUAUUGAUGAUAUUAGAGCUCGCAAUUUGGCACUUGCCGAAGGCCUACUCGAGCACCCAUUCGAUUUUGCUCAAGCGUUUGAUCGAGCUCUAAAAGAAGUUAUACAGACCCUGCCGAAUACCACUCCUACCCAAACUUCAGAAGAUGUGAUGUACUAUUGCGCCUUUUCGGGUAGCUUUGGGCAGUUCGCUUGCAAUCCUAGAACCCUCUCUUCAUCACAUCUCAAUCGUAUGGUCUCCCUCGAGGGUAUUGUGACAAGAUGCUCUCUCGUCCGGCCAAAAGUUGUGAAAAGUGUGCAUUAUAAUGAGAAGAAAAAGGUCUUUCAUUUUAGAGAGUAUCAAGAUCAAACAAUGACCGCCAAUGGUGCAACUACUUCUAGUGUGUAUCCCCAAGAAGAUGAGGCUGGAAACCCCCUCAUCACUGAGUAUGGAUAUUGUACAUACAGAGAUCAUCAAACAAUAUCAAUCCAGGAAAUGCCCGAAUAUGCGCCAGCUGGUCAGUUACCGAGGGGAGUAGACGUCAUUCUAGAUGAUGAUCUCGUCGACAAAUGCAAGCCUGGAGAUCGUGUUCAGCUUGUUGGUAUCUAUAGAUCACUUGGAAAUAGAAAUGCCGGCCAUAAUACUGCCCUCUUUAAAACCGCACUUCUUGCCAACAACGUAGUUUUACUCUCCUCAAAGUCUGGAGGUGGAAUUGCCACAGCCACUAUUACAGACACGGACAUCCGUAACAUAAACAGAGUUUCCAAAAAAAAAAACUUGUUCGACCUCCUUUCUCAAUCACUUGCUCCAAGUAUCUAUGGCCAUGAAUAUAUCAAAAAAGCAAUUCUUCUAAUGUUACUCGGUGGCCAGGAAAAGAACUUGGAAAAUGGAACCCAUUUGAGAGGAGAUAUAAAUUUACUAAUGGUUGGUGAUCCAUCUACAGCGAAGUCUCAACUUUUACGGUUCGUCCUAAAUACUGCGCCCUUAGCCAUCGCGACAACUGGAAGAGGCUCGUCUGGCGUUGGUCUCACGGCUGCCGUAACCUCCGAUAAAGAAACUGGAGAACGAAGACUCGAAGCUGGUGCUAUGGUUCUUGCUGAUCGUGGUGUUGUAUGUAUUGACGAAUUCGACAAAAUGUCGGAUAUCGAUCGGGUCGCCAUCCACGAAGUUAUGGAACAACAGACUGUUACCAUCGCCAAAGCAGGCAUCCACACAUCUCUCAAUGCCCGUUGUAGUGUCAUUGCAGCUGCUAACCCUAUAUUUGGACAAUAUGAUACACACAAAGACCCCCACAAAAAUAUUGCCCUACCCGACUCACUUCUAUCUCGUUUCGAUCUACUUUUUAUAGUCACUGAUGAUAUUGACGAUGCUCGGGACCGAAGGAUUUCAGAGCAUGUUCUUCGCAUGCAUCGAUACCGUCAACCUGGAACUGAGGAUGGAGCACCCGUUCGGGAGAUAUCUCAACAAUCUCUCGGUGUCGGGGCUGAUCAAGACGCCGCCACCAAUAAAAGUACAGAAGUCUAUGAAAAAUACAACCAAAUGUUACACGCAGGUGUGACUUUUACGACAGGCCGCGGCGCUAACAAAAGAGUGGAAGUCCUAAGUAUUCCUUUUGUGAAAAAGUACAUUCAAUACGCCAAGAAUAGAAUCAAGCCGAUCCUUACAACAGAAGCUUCAGACCGAAUUUCUGAUAUUUAUGUGGCUCUUCGUAACGAUGAUAUGCAGAGCAACCAGCGUAAGACUUCGCCUAUGACUGUACGUACACUUGAGACAAUUAUUCGUCUUGCCACUGCGCACGCGAAAGCUCGUCUCUCACCUCGCGUCGAAGAGCGCGAUGCCCUUUGUGCCGAGAGUAUCCUACGAUUCGCACUUUUCAAGGAGGUAUAUGAGGACGAGAAGAAACAGAGUAAGCGACGUAAAACACGUCCACUCCAAGGCAUGGAGAGUAGCAGCGAAAGCGAUUCCGACUCUGACUCUCCACAACUCUCUAAACGUGGGACUUCGUCGCGCGCUAGAACACUCGCUCGUCCUCGAAGAGGAUUACAUGCCAAAAAUAGUCCGAGGCCAGAAGCCAAUAGACCAAAUGGCUCUGUAGUCUUGGAAAACGAGAGCCAGCUGGAAUCUACUAUCGCUUCUUCCCAAGUCAACUCGCAGACGUCACGCAAUAUCGGGCCAUCUUCCGGUGCAAUUAUGUCUCAGAACUCGUUUGCAUCCUCACUUCCUGCCUCACAGAUACCUUCCCACCCAGAAAUAAGCACACAGGUAGAGGAUGACCUUAGCAGCGGCACUGCUGGCCUAUCUCUCAACUCUUCCAUCACGCCUGAUCGAUUGUCCCUGUUCCGUCGCAGCCUUGGUCAGCUCCUGAAUUCAGAACUAUUUGUAGACGACUGCGCCGAUGUAAAAUCUAUCCUGGACGCCGUGAAUAAAUAUGUAGCUCGUAACUCUGAACGCAGCUUUGAAAACGAUGAAGUAAUAGCGGCACUCACUGAGAUGAAUCGACUUAAUCAGCUAAUGUUUUUGGAUGGCACGACUGUCUACAAGGUUUAG